Charadrius vociferus (killdeer) is the source of this 667-nucleotide messenger RNA. It is a transcript of the gene AURKAIP1, whose product is annotated as aurora kinase A interacting protein 1. The transcript has 3 exons. Bases 1 to 609 code for a protein of 202 amino acids. Gene Ontology annotation, cellular component: mitochondrion. NCBI's taxonomy places the organism in Eukaryota, Metazoa, Chordata, Aves, Charadriiformes, Charadriidae. The record is from RefSeq and is a predicted model, not a curated record. Gene Ontology annotation, biological process: mRNA processing.
AUGUUAAUAUCACAGGUGACUUCCAACUUACUGAAGGCUUCACGAAUUGCAGGCCCCCUUUUGCCAAGGUCAGUGUCUUCCUUUCUUCGCUGUCAUUCUACAUCUGCGCACUAUAGCACGCAGCCAUCUAACAAGAGUGGAGGCCAGCCUCAGCGGUGGUAUGCUCUGGACCCUGAACUGGAAGAGAUGCUGAUCCCCAGAAAACUUUCCAUCAGCCCCUUAGAAAGCUGGCUGACAGUUAGAUACUCCCUUCCUAAAGCAGAAGUCCUUAAUGCUCAGGAAGAAGUGGGCUAUGAACCUGUCCAGCGAUAUGACUGUCCCCCAUCUGAUGAGGGAGCUGAUGUGGGGGAAGGAGAGGGAACACUUAACAACCAGGUUCAAUGUAAGAACGUUUUGAAGAUUCGCAGAAGGAAAAUGAAUCGGCACAAGUUCAAAAAGCUGCUAAAGCGAAGAAAGUUUGUACGGAGGAGGAUAAAGGAAGGUCGCAAGAAGAAACGUCAGAUGAAAUUUGAGAAAGAUUUGGAGCGCAUCUGGAAAAGAGCUGGUUUGAAAAAUCCCCCUGCAGGAUGGCAAACACCCAAGAUAUUUCUGAAAAGUUCAAAGCGAUAAAAUAACACUUGUAAUGAGUUUGAACCUGUAAUUGUAAUUAAAAAAUAUUUAAGUAUGC